Dicentrarchus labrax (European seabass) is the source of this 4598-nucleotide messenger RNA. RefSeq names its product arginine vasopressin (gene avp). Gene Ontology annotation, cellular component: secretory granule; extracellular region. The transcript is spliced from 3 exons. The coding region runs from base 4004 to 4465 and encodes 153 amino acids. The record is from RefSeq and is a predicted model, not a curated record. Gene Ontology annotation, molecular function: neurohypophyseal hormone activity. Lineage: Eukaryota; Metazoa; Chordata; Actinopteri; Moronidae.
UUAUGAGGAUGUUAUUGAAUGCACAAAAGGGUUAAACAACCCAAAGUCAGAAAUAAAAACAGCAUUUAUUGGUCUUCACAAUCACACACAGCAUAAUUUAUGUUGGUUACCCUGACAACAUUAAGCUUAACCAAGGUCAUGAUCCUGUAUCCGCUCAGUAAGAGCAAAAAACUGGAACCAGUUGUUCUACAUGUGAAAUAGAGACAUCAGCUUUACUGCUUGAGGUGCCAAGUGGUUAAUAACACCAUACUGAAUCAGACUGAAUUACUGCCUCUACUUAUUAAAUUGACUGAUUAACUUUAUACACUUAAAUCUAAACUGAAACUUAUUUUUGUGCUUUCUACAUGUCAGAAAUGUAAAAAGGUAAAUCCACCCCCAGGCUGUAAUUUUAUUAAUCCAUUAAUCAUUUUAUUAAUCUACAUUUAAGCAUGAUCAUGGUAUCAGGAGUUGAGUCGUUUCCACUGUAAUGCUGGUUACUCUUAGCAUUAACUAUAACUUGAUAGUUACUAUAUUACCUACCUUUGGGUCGUGGGUAAAGUAAAAGCAUGGGGACAACUUCAUCUUGGUUACUUGAUCCACUUUAAUGUCCGUUUCAACAGUAGGACAACUCAACACUCCUUUAUAUCAUAUCACUCCGCCAAUCUUAACCAUUGGUAAUUCCAAUUCCUAUUCCAGGUAACAUGCAUCUUAUGUAGUUCCUCAUCUGCAUUGCAGAACAGAAUACAGAUAUGCUUAUAUAUUAUCUUAUAUAUGACGGCUCUAUUGAGCCACAUAUCCCCAUAAACUUAAAGAGCAAUGACUUUAUGAGCUUCUUUUAUAAUAAAAUUAUUACUAUUAGAGAGAAAAUUAAUCACCAACUGCCAUCAACAGUUAUCAGUGGCUCUCCAAGUUCAGGAACUUUAACUAAUGUAAACUUAGAUAUAUAUUUAGACUGUUUUUCUGUUAUCGAUCUUCAUCAGUUAACUUCAAUAAUUUCUACAUCGAAGCCAUCAACCUGUCUAUUAGACCCGAUCCCAACUAGGCUGCUUAAAGAAGUCAUACCCUUAAUUGGCACUUCUUUACUGGAUAUGAUUAAUCUUUCUUUAUUAUCAGGAUAUGUACCACAGUCCUUUAAAGUAGCUGUAAUUAAACCCCUUCUUAAAAAGCCCACUCUUGAUCCAGGGGUUUUAGCCAACUAUAGACCGAUCUCUAACCUCCCCUUCCUCUCUAAGAUUCUGGAGAAAGUAGUCGCCAAAGAGUUGUGUGACUUUCUAAAUAACAAUAGUUUAUUUGAGGAUUUUCAGUCAGGAUUUAGAGUUCAUCACAGCACAGAGACAGCUCUGGUUAAAGUUAAUAAUGACCUUUUGAUUGCUUCAGACAAUGGACUUGUCUCUGUACUUGUAUUAUUAGAUCUUAGUGCUGCAUUUGACACCAUUGACCAUGACAUUCUUUUACUUGACUUGAGCAUCAAAUUGGCAUUAAAGGAACCGCUCUAAGCUGGUUUAAGUCAUAUUUAUCAGAUCGUUCGCAGUUUGUACAUGUUAACGAUGAAUCUUCAAUAAAUACUACAGUUGGGCUGCAGUCCUGUAUAUCUUGCAGAGAGCAACAUUUCUCCCACUCGGCUGCAUGCCUCUUCUUGAGGUGCUGGAAUAAAUUUGUCGUUCUGCUACCUUUGGUUGCAACAGCUUUCAAACAAACUUUGCAGUGGGUCGUGGUUUGUUCGCUGUUGGACGCCACAAAACCAAACCAGACGACACUGUGCCUUUUUUGGGGACGAGCUCAUCCUGGCUUGCUGCCGUGUUGUGUUUCUCUGUGGAGAGGCAGGGGGAGGGGUCAGCACACUCUGACCUACAGGAGCCCAAAGGGAGCGCCGGUGUUGUGGAAGUUCAAGAGAAAACCGAUUUUAACUAAAAAUAAAUCGUGUUUAACUACGAAUUUUGAAUUAAUCAAUAAAAUCGAUUUAUCGCCCAGCCCUAGGUUGCCCCAAUAAGUCCAUUAAAACGCUCCAAUUAAUUCAAAACGCUGCAGCACGAGUACUGACAGGAACUAGAAAAAGAGAUCACAUCUCUCCUGUACUAGCUUCUCUGCACUGGCUCCCUGUAAAAUUUAGAAUAGAAUUUAAAAUUCUCACCUAUAAAGCUCUUCAUGGUCAGGCCCCUUCAUAUCUUAAAGAGCACAUAGUACCCUAUUACCCCUCUAGAACACUACGUUAUCUGAAUGCAGGGCUACUUAUGGUUCCUAUAGUCUCUAAAAGUAGAACAGGAGCCAGAGCCUUCAGUUACCAAGCUCCUCUCCUGUGGAAUCAGCUUCCAGUUGUGGUUCGGGAGGCAGACACCCUCUCCACAUUCAAGAGUAGGCUUAAGACAUUCCUCUUUGAUAAAGCUUAUAGUUAGGGCUUGAUCAGGUGAGUCCUGAACCAUCCCUUAGUUAUGCUGCUAUAGGCCUAGACUAUCGGGGGAUUUCCCAUGAUGCACUGAGCUCCUCUCUUCCUCUCUCUUUCUGAACUCAUUCAUGUCCCAUUAAUGCAUGUUACUAACUUCACUUCUUCCUAGGAGUUCUUGAGCUUUCUCAUCUCGCAGGUUCUUAUCGAUCCUGGUGGAGUCUUCUGCCAUGGUCCUGCUAGAUUGCCAGUACCAAUACUGUUGUUGCUGUGCACCUGUCUGUCUGUCUGUCUCUCUCUCUCUGUCUUUGUCUGUCUGUCUCUCUCUCUCUCUCUCUCUCUCUCUCUCCCUCUCUCCCUCACCCCAACUGGUCGAGGCAGACGACCAUCCAUCUAGAGCCUUUUAACAGGCAGUUUUUCCUUGCCCUUGUCGCCAAGUGCUUGCUCAUGGUGGUACUGUUGGGUCUCUCUAAAUAAUGUGAUAAGGAGUUCGGUCUAGACCUGCUCUAUUUGAAAAGUGUCCUGAGAUAACUUCUGUUAUGAAUUGGCGCUAUACAAAUAAAAUUGAAUUGAAUUGAAUUGAAUUGAAUUAUAUAUGUAAUUAUCCUUAAUUAAUUUAUGCAAAUUCAAUAAACAGUAAAGUAAUUCACAAAAUAAAUCUCAUCUUACAUUCUUCCCUCUCUUCAGAUGAAAUGUCCUCAUUUCAAAAGUUAUGAAAAAUAAAAGUCAUCUCACACUAUUUUGAGAGGAAAUGAUUUUAAAUGUAUUUUGUGAAACUUUAUUUAUUGUUCAGGUGUACAGUGAUUUAAAAUAAAACUCCAUUUUGUAUUUAUUAAAGGAUCAAGCUUAAAUGCUGCGACGCUAAUUAAAGAACCUCCUUCACACCUUAACCUGCUGCCCCUGCUGCUCAGUUUGACCAUUUAUCGUUUACACGCUAAUCGGCAUCACAACAGCUAAUGGGUGAGACACGAUCCUGAGCAUGCAACAAGACACUGAACGGAAUAAUGAACUUCAGAUGUUUCUGUUUAUAUGAAAUGCUAAUCUUGUUGUGCUCAUUAAUAGUUUUAAAUCACAGCAGGAGGAUAAUUCCCAUGACCUUGAGGUUGUCAUGAUGCUUGCACAGUUGCCUUCAUGAGUGAAGUCAAAGAUAUAGCUAUGUCCUGCAGUGAUGAACGCUGAAUUGUGCAUGAUCCUCCUGAAAUGUACUUAAUCAGUGCGCUUAUUGCUGUAAAUCUAAUUAGCUGUCCACAAGUUUAUUAGUUGUUCAUGGCGUGCCAUUUUUAGUGUGCGCCCUCUGAGAUUAGUCAGAAAAGUUAUUCCAAAUAAGUGUGGCGCAGUCUUGAAUACAGAAAAAGGCAUCUUCUGCUGUCUGUGCUGUUGUCUUGUGUAGAUUUGUUAGAUGGCACACAUCUGAUGCAGAGCCACAUCUGCCGCGACCUCUCUUGCGCACGCCGCGCGCACGGUGGCCUUCGGACGCGUGUGCGUGUGGAGAAAAGAGCGGCACGACACUGACGUCAGAUACGGGUGUCAAUCGCUUUGUCGGGCCAUGUCCAUCUGCUUAUAAGUGAGGGAUCGACCAGGAAACCAGUCAGACAUCCAACCCAGGCGGAGGACAUUACAGGAGCUCAUCCAAAACCAGCAGUGAUGCCUCACUCCAUGUUCCCCCUGUGCGCCCUGGGACUCCUCGCCCUCUCCUCCGCCUGCUACAUCCAGAACUGCCCCCGAGGAGGCAAACGAGCGCUGCCGGAGACUGGGAUCAGACAGUGCAUGUCUUGUGGCCCCAGAGACAGGGGCCGCUGCUUCGGCCCCAGUAUCUGCUGCGGGGAGGGCCUCGGCUGCCUGCUGGGCUCCCCAGAAACAGCCCACUGUGUGGAGGAGAACUACCUGCUCACUCCCUGCCAGGCGGGAGGGAGACCCUGUGGAUCUGAGGGAGGACGCUGCGCUGCUUCAGGGCUCUGCUGUAACUCAGAGAGCUGUGCGGUUGACUCUGACUGCCUGGGAGAGGCCGAAGUCUCAGAUCCAGCAGACAGCUCUGCAGGGAGCUCGCCCGCAGAGCUGCUGCUCCGCUUGCUGCAUGUGGCCACCAGAGGACAGACUGAGUACUGAUACUGUUCGGAGCUUCCUCUGCUUCUCAGGGCCUGGAGGUGCAGAAUGAAGACCAUCGCCGUUCCACUAAAAGCCUUUCGCAAUUUAAACCCUUAACCAAUAAAGUGCCAAGUCAAACUUUGUUCUCUCUUAA